AUGGAACCCACCACCACCACCACCACCAGCCACGAAAAGCCCACCCAAUUCCCCCAAUUCCCCGCCCUCCCCGCCGAGAUCCGCGAACAAAUCUGGACCAUCGCCCUCCUCGCCCCCCUGGCCCCAUCACCGACCACCACCACCCCCAACGCGCCCCGCCCCAUGCACAUCCGGCCCUUCAAGACCCUCUCCGUGGACCAGCGCCUCAUAGACUUCUACAGCUCCGUGCCCAUGCACCUGGCCCAGACGGCCACGGACCCCGACUGGUGGGAGAGCCCGCUGCUCGACCACCUGGAGCGCGACGCCGCCGCCGCCUGCCGGGAAAAGGUCGCCAUGGUCCGCCGCGCGCAGAUCGACUUCCAGGACCCCCCGCGCGGCGGGGGCUCCGGGACCGCGCUGGGCGUGUCGGGCCACGACAGCGGCGUGCUGGUGGCGGCCGAGGCCGCGAGGGAGCUCCGCCGCUUGAAGUGGCGGCUGGGUGAGCCGGAGGAGUGGGUGGAUUUGGAUAAGGGGUUGUGCUGCUUUUGGGAUGUCGAUUCCUCCAACGCCGCGAGGACGGAGCCGUGCAGCCACCCCAGGCUGGUUCCGAGUCUGGACCUGGCGGACGCGCUGAGCCUGGAGGACGGUCCCGUUGCCUGCCAGCGCGGGAGUUCCGGGAUGGUGAGAGGGUACUCGGGCUUGGUUACUGGUACCGCGCACUGCGAGGAGUUGGCCGUCAUGUGGUCGUCUGGGUUUUGUCCGAAGAUCCACGCUUCGAAGGAGCGCUUGGGGGACACACCGGCCUGUGAAGACUUCCAGAAGCAGCUGAAGGACUUGGUGAGCCGGCACCCCAAGUUGCAUACCCUGUACUUGCUUGACCCAUCGGUGAUGCCGAGGAAGUCCUUUGUGCCACCUGGCAGCGAGGUCAAGUUUCGUGGGGAUCAAGCUUCUUUCUAUGCCAUAGAUCUUUCACAGACUGAUGACUGGUCGGUCCCUCUGUUGGUAGCGCACCAAGUGGACGUGUUUGCAUGGGCUCAUUGUCUGGAAACACUGCUGUCCAAAGCUAAGAAGGAAACUCAGGCAGAGGGGAACAUCCAAGUAAAGGUCCUCGCUUGCGUACCUGACUGGGAUCCUCUACGCGCACUCACCAAGAUGCUUGAAGACCCUCUACCAGGAACUGAAGAAGGCAAUGCUUAUCUCACGAUUGCGGGUGCCCUCUUUGCGGCUGCAGCACUGUUAGGAUCAGCCCUACCUCGACAGGGUUGA
Molecule: messenger RNA, 1245 nt
Organism: Chaetomium fimeti
Lineage: Eukaryota; Fungi; Ascomycota; Sordariomycetes; Sordariales; Chaetomiaceae
Exons: 1
Coding region: 1-1245 (414 amino acids)
Source: RefSeq, a predicted model, not a curated record